AUGUCUUUAACUGGUUCAAACUCGUGCUCUGAUGUGGCUGCCCCGUCAUAUUUGAGCAUUAUCGCUGCCACCGCGGACUCCAUCCUUGCCGUUACAGCCAUUGUUGGUAACUUGUUGGUUCUACUUGCUGUCAUUCUUGAUCCAAAUCGUAAUCUGCGAUGUCGGUUUAACUAUUUCGUGGCUAAUCUAGCUGCUGCUGAUUUGAUGAUGGGAUGCUUGGGACUCCCCAUGUCUGUAGAAUUCCACAUUCGAGAGUCGCUGACUGAUGAAGUCUUCCAACUUGAUCACCCUCGAGAUCAUGUUAGGAUGAUUAUCAUUUUAAUCUCGUGUACAGCCUCUAUAUUGAGCUUUACUGCCUUGACUAUAGACAGAUUUAUUGCCAUCAAAGAUCCGCUUGGGUACAGGACCAGGAUGACUACUAAACAGGCCCUUGUUGUGUCAUUUCUUAUAUGGUUUAUUUCCAGUGGACUUCCGUUUCUGUAUAUUUACAAGGGCUAUAUGAAUAGUCGGUUUUUCAUCGCUAACUUAGCUGUUGUAGCUACUUUCACCGUGCUGUACCUCAAUUAUUUCAAAGUCUUAAGACAUUUUAACGCUCAAGCUGCUAAUCGGAAUGCCUUGUACGAUGGCCAAGGCCAAGACAACUGGGCAAAAAGGAGAGCUCUCAAAUGGCAGACGAAAAUUACCAAAACUUUUGUGAUCAUGUUAUUGCUGUUUAUUUGCUGCUUUUCCCCAGCAAUGAUUUUCAUUUAUAUAGUCAGCUUUUGUGCAAGGUGUUCUUGUAUUUUCAUUCACUGGAUAAGGGAUUUAAACGGCAUUUUAUUUCGUGCAAACUCAAGUAUGAACCCUUUCGUCUUUGCCUGGAGACUGAAACGCUACCGUGCCGCUUUCGUUAAAAUUCUAAGAUGUGGAAAAACUCUGCAAAAACAUGGAUUCACUUUAUCAGACUUGGGUACUUCUAUGAAUAACUUAGGAUUUGCAGUAUCUGGGACCUACAAAUAUCACGGCAAUGAGGAGACUUAG
Pocillopora verrucosa is the source of this 1020-nucleotide messenger RNA. RefSeq names its product adrenocorticotropic hormone receptor-like. Gene Ontology annotation, cellular component: plasma membrane. The record is from RefSeq and is a predicted model, not a curated record. Gene Ontology annotation, molecular function: G protein-coupled receptor activity. Gene Ontology annotation, biological process: G protein-coupled receptor signaling pathway. Lineage: Eukaryota; Metazoa; Cnidaria; Anthozoa; Scleractinia; Pocilloporidae.